AUGACCCUAGUUGCUGUAGGGGCAUGUUACCUUGACACAAUUUUAGCAACUCCUUAUUACCCAAGUGAAGAUGAGAAACUUCGUGCAUCCAAGGUCAGUCGCCGGCGCGGCGGAAACUGCCCAAACACUCUUGAAGUACUGGGCCAACUGCUGCAACAUGGGCCUUCGAGGGACAAGUAUUCACUGAAUCUUCUGAGUGUUCUUCCCUCAAGGUCAUCGGUAGCAUUUCAGCAGAUCAAAUUAAGUCUAGGAAACAAUGUCCGGCUAGAUGACUGCAUUUACCGAGAACAAUUCAGUGAACCAGCCUCUAGUUACAUUAUUGCGAGCCAAGCCACCAGUAGCAGGACGAUUGUCAAUUAUAAUGAGCUACCCGAAAUGACUCAAGGGGAAUUUGCGAUUGCCGUUGAGCCCCUACGUACUACGAAUGAUCGACUCUGGUUCCAUUUUGAAGGUCGCUCACCAGAUGUGACAUUCGAUUGUAUUGAUUAUAUUCGUUUGCAUUUCCCAGGGGCUAAGGUCAGCGUCGAGGUAGAAAAGCCAGGCAGAGCAGGCUUGCAGGAGCUUGCAAAUUUAGCAGACGUUGUUAUGUACUCGAAAGGCUGGGCUCAGAGCAGUGGAUAUGGAUCCGCGGAAGAUUGUUUGCGAGAUCAAUCGCCGAAGACAAGCCAAGCGUCCUUGUUAUGCUGUACAUGGGGCCAUGAAGGGGCCGCGGCUCUUGAACCACGGACUGGCAACUUUGCUCAUGUCCCGGCGCACGUUGAAGGGCCAGGGGCCAUCGACACCAUCGGUGCGGGAGACACCUUUAAUGCCGGUCUACUUUACGGUCUCAUCUAUCGAUCCCAGGACUGGGAUUUCCACAAGAGAUUGGACUUUGCCAUUCUUAUUGCCGGCUUGAAAGUCACCCAAGAAGGAUUUUCGAAUUUACACAGAGCGCUGGAUGUUUUCUCAUACUGA
Molecule: messenger RNA, 954 nt
Organism: Penicillium paradoxum
Lineage: Eukaryota; Fungi; Ascomycota; Eurotiomycetes; Eurotiales; Aspergillaceae
Exons: 6
Coding region: 1-954 (317 amino acids)
Molecular function (GO): kinase activity
Source: RefSeq, a predicted model, not a curated record